Guillardia theta CCMP2712 is the source of this 1668-nucleotide messenger RNA. RefSeq lists its product as hypothetical. Gene Ontology annotation, biological process: carbohydrate metabolic process. The transcript is spliced from 22 exons. The record is from RefSeq and is a predicted model, not a curated record. Gene Ontology annotation, molecular function: carbohydrate binding; isomerase activity. Bases 1 to 1668 code for a protein of 555 amino acids. NCBI's taxonomy places the organism in Eukaryota, Cryptophyceae, Pyrenomonadales, Geminigeraceae.
AUGUCCAUCUGCUUCUUCGCCUUCAACAGAGCCUGCGCUGGGUUCCUUCACUUCUUGGGCUUCAAGGAGAAGAGGAACCGAAACUAUCUCGGGUCAUGCAUGGUCUCCUUCAUCACCUACGAAGAGCUCUCAAGCAGAGAUUGGUCCUUCUAUGGAACCCACGGAGCAAGAUUCGACCUCUCCGCUCCCAACACGCCCACCGGCACUGCCUGCCUUCUCUUCUGCAGCGCCUUCAUGAUCGCAGACCAGCUGUUUAUGCUGAUAUGGUGCCCUGAGGAGACUCUCUUCCUCCUACACCAUGUCGCCACUCUGCUUUACAUGGGCUCCUGCCUCUACCUCCAGGCCGGAGACCUCUCCGUUGCUCUCUGCAUCUUCCUUGGCGAGAUUACCAACCCCAUCAACAACUUCUACGCUAUCACAGACUGCCUGAACAACGAGAAAGUGGGGAAGCUACUGGAGGGUUUGCACUACAUCGCUACCUGGAGCUUGUUUUUAGCAUUGAGUCUCGUUCGUCUGGUCUAUUCUCCCUACGUGAGUUGCUCUUCGGAGCUUCUGGAGUCCUCAUCCUUCCCCCUCAUCCUCACCUGUGGCCACGAGCAGGCAGUGUGCUGGGUACUCUUCAAGGCUUAUAUGCUGGAGGCGCAAGGAUCUCCCAUCCCACUCAUCUUCCGCAUGCUCUGGGUUUCGCUCCCCGUCGCAGUUGUGAUUGCAAGUUACCUCUUUGUGAAAGGACUGUUGGCCGACAUCCAGUCUGGCAAGACGACAACAUUUGCAAAGAGCAAGAAGUCUGGCGCCCUCUCUGCUUCCCGCGUCGCUGCUCGCGAGCCCAAGAGGUUGUCUCUGCGCAUGGGCGAGCCCCUCAAGUCCAUUGAGCUGAAGCAUCCCAGUGGAAGCUCUGCGACCGUCUAUCCCUUCGGCGCCACCGUGACCAGCUACAAGGCUCCUCACGAGGUUCUCUUCGUCAGGCCUGACGCCAAGUUUGACGGCUCGAAGCCCAUCUCCGGAGGAAUCCCCCACUGCUUUCCCCAGUUUGGCCCGGGUAAGAUUCAGCAGCACGGGUUUGCAAGGAACCUUGUGUGGAACGUGAAGGAUGUCAGCGCCGACGAGCCUGACAUGCCUUCGGUCACUCUCGAGCUCACCGAGACCGAGGAGACCAUGGCGAUGUGGCCGAACAAGUUCAAGUGCACCUACGUGGUCGGGUUGGAUGAGGAGAAGCUCAACUGCGAGCUUCGUGUUACCAACACUGACUCGAAGCCCUGGGACUUCCAGGCUGCACUUCACACCUACUUUGCUGUGUCCAACAUCGACAAGUGCGAGGUUCGUGGAGCGUUCAAGGGAUCCGAGCAUUUGAACAGAAUGGACAAGCCGCCUUCCAAGACCAAGGAGAGCCGUGAGGCGAUCCGAUUCGACAAGGAGGUCGACAGCUGCUACGAGGGCGUCUCAGGGCAGGUUGUGCUCUUCGACGAAGUGAAGCCAGAGCAGUCCGUCACCAUCCGCAACCUCGCGGGAUGGGAGGAUACUGUCCUCUGGAACCCCUACGGUAAUGAGGGAAUGGGCUACAAGAACUUUGCUUGCGUUGAGAGCGUGAAGGCGGCAAAGCCCGCGGUGUUGGCUGCGGGCGAAACCUGGAUCUCCCGAGUCUCCAUCAUCCCUGGAGCCGCCAAGUGA